Molecule: messenger RNA, 5299 nt
Organism: Echinops telfairi (small Madagascar hedgehog)
Lineage: Eukaryota; Metazoa; Chordata; Mammalia; Afrosoricida; Tenrecidae
Gene: UGGT2
Product: UDP-glucose glycoprotein glucosyltransferase 2
Exons: 40
Coding region: 1-4776 (1591 amino acids)
Cellular component (GO): endoplasmic reticulum
Molecular function (GO): UDP-glucose:glycoprotein glucosyltransferase activity
Source: RefSeq, a predicted model, not a curated record
AUGCGCGGGCCGCACGCGGGAGCCACGCUCCUCGUAACGGUCUCGCGCUGCCCCUCCCCCACCGGAAGUGGGCGGCCUCGCGGCGGGAGGAGCCGCCGGCCGGAGCGUGGCGUCUGCGGGCCCGGGGCGCCGCGCUGCGAGGGGCUCGGCCCCGCCUCACCGCGCUAUGGCGACGUCGAAGGCUCGGUCCGCGGCGCGACUGCUCCUGGGCCGCCCUCUCCAGGGACCCUUCCAGCAUCACCUCCUGUCCGCUCCUCCGCUGCUUCUCUGAUCCUCUGCUUCUGGUUGACUUUGCAGCACUCUCUCGCGACCACUGUCCCCUCUGUGCGGAGCCUGGCAACUGUGGCUUGCCACGUUUUUGGAAAGCUCCGCUGCCCUGGCGUUAUUCCUGAAUUUCUGGCAGAAGAAAGUAAUGAGAAAUUUUGGCAGUUUUUGGAAACUGUACAAGAAUUAGCAAUUUAUAAGAAAACAGAAUCAGCUUACUCUUACUACAAUUUAAUCCUGAAGAAAGCUGGACAAUUCCUGGACAACUUGCACAUCAAUCUCUUAAAGUUUGCUUUGUCUAUAAGGGCAUACUCUCCCACGAUUCAGAUGUUUCAACAGAUUGCAGCUGAUGAGCCACCACCAGAUGGCUGUAAUGCAUUUGUGGUUAUCCAUCAGGAACACACCUGUAAAAUUAACAAUAUUAAAAAGCUUCUGAAGAAGGCUACUUCAAGGCCCAGACCUUAUCUGUUUAAAGGUGAUCAUAAAUUCCCAACAAACAAAGAGAACCUACCCGUGGUUAUUCUGUAUGCUGAACUGGGUAGCAAAGCCUUCAGUAAAUUUCACAAAGCAUUGUCUGAAAAAGCUCACCAGGGGGAAAUUCUGUAUGUUUUUCGACAUUAUAUUCAGAAACCAAGCUCACAGAAAAUGUACUUAUCUGGCUAUGGUGUGGAGCUCGCUAUUAAAAGUACAGAAUACAAAGCACUGGAUGAUACCCAAGUUAAAACUGCGAAUAAUACUGCUGUGGAAGACGAAACUGAAGCAGAUGACAUUCAAGGGUUUCUCUUUGGGAAGCUAAAAGAAAUACAUUCAGAUCUUAGAGAGAAUCUGACAGCAUUCCAAAAAUAUCUGAUUGAGAGUAACAAAGAAAUGAUGCCUUUGAAAGUCUGGGAGCUACAAGACCUUAGUUUUCAAGCAGCAUCUCAAAUAAUGUCCACUCCAGUUUAUGAUGCCAUCAAAUUAAUGAAAGACAUUUCACAGAACUACCCCAUAAAAGCAAGAUCACUGACCAGAAUUGCUGUCAAUCAACAAAUGAGGGAGGAAAUACAGGAAAAUCAAAAGGUUCUCCGAGAUAGAUAUGCUAUUCAAGCAGGUGAUACGACUCUCUAUAUAAAUGGACUUCGUAUUGAUAAGGAUACAAACGAUCCUUUUAGUAUUUUAGAUAUGCUGAAAUUAGAAGGAAAAAUGAUGAAUGGCCUUCAAAAUCUUGGGAUCAAUGCAGAAGAUAUAAGCAAAUUUUUAAAAUUAAACUCACAUACUUGGGAAUACAACUAUGCAUUGGAUAUUCGGCAUUCUUCUAUAAGGUGGAUUAAUGACUUAGAACAUGAUGAUUUGUAUGUCACUUGGCCUACAAGUUGCCAGGAACUUCUGAAGUCAGCAAUCCCUGGAAACAUACCUUUCAUAAGGCGUAAUUUUCAUAACUUGGUUCUAUUUAUUGAUCCUGCUCAAGAAUAUACCUUGGAUUUUAUAAGAAUUGCUGAACUAUUCUAUUAUCAUAAAAUUCCUCUUAGAAUUGGUUUUGUGUUUAUUCUUAAUACAGAUGAGGAAGUUGAUGGAAAGAAUGAUGUUGGAGUUGCUCUUUGGAGAGCUUUCAACUAUUUUACCAAAGAACAUGGUGUAUCUCAAGCAUUUAUUUACAUUGUACAGAUGUACCAAAAAGUGAAUAAUCAAAAUAUACUCACUGUGGAUAUUGUGAAGAGUGUUCUUCAGGAUAAAUUUCCUCAUGCUGAUGUUCAAGAUAUUUUGGGAAUCCACUCAAAAUAUGAUGGAGACAGACAGGUAGGAGCAAGCUUUUAUAAGAUGACUGGUCUGGGUCCUUUGCCUCAAGUUCUUUAUAAUGGUCUGCCCUUCAAACAUGAUGAAAUGGAUUUUAAGAAUCUAGAAAUGGCAGUUUUUCACAGAAUGAUGGAUACAUGUAUAUAUUUACAAAGAGAAGUUUUUACGGGUGCGUUAAAUGAUCGAACUAAUGUAAUUAAUUUCCUAAUGGAUAAAAAUACUGUUGUACCCCGUAUAAAUUCUCGGAUUUUACACAUGAAACCAAAGUACCUUAAUUUAAUACCUACAUCAGUAACUGCUGAUGUUGAAGAUUCUGCUACUUUCUUUUUCUUGGAUUCCCAAGAUAAGAGUGCUGUAAUUGCUGAGAACAUGUAUUACUUAACUCAAGAAGAUGAAAACGUAAUUUCUACAGUGACUUUCUGGAUUAUUGCUGAUUUUGAUAAGCCAUCUGGGAGAAAACUGCUUUCUAAUGCAUUAAGGCACAUGAAAACAAGUGUUCAUAGUCGGCUGGGAGUUAUUUAUAAUCCUUCAUCAAAAGUAACUGAAGAAAAUACAGUUAUUUCUCGGGGAAUUUUGACAGCUUUUCUUACACAGCAAAGCAAGGAUUUGAGAAACUUUCUCGGGAUGCUGGCAAAGGAAGAAAUUGCUACAGCUAUUUACUCUGGUGAUAAAAUUAAAACAUUCCUUACUGAGGGAAUGGAUAAGAAUGCUUUUGAAAAAAAAUAUAAUACCGUUGGAAUGAAUAUAUUCCGAACUCACCAGUUGUUCUGUCAAGAUGUACUGAAAUUGAGUCCUGGUGAAAUUGGUAUUGUCAGCAAUGGAAAAUUCCUAGGACCUUUAGAUGAAAUUCUCUAUGCAGAAGAUUUUUACUUACUGGAGAAGAUAACGUUUAGUAGUUUUGUAGAGCAGAUUAAAGGCAUCGUUAAAAAUAUGGAAACCAGGUCAACAAAGAGUGACCUUGUUAUGAAAAUUGAUGCUCUUAUUUCUUCUUUGCCUAAACCUUCAUCUCGGUAUGAUAUCACAUUUCUUAAAGAGAAUCACAGCAUUAUAAAGAUAAACCCUCAAGAAAAUAAUAUGUUCUUUGAUGUCAUUGCUAUUGUUGAUCCAUUGACAAGAGAAACACAGAAGAUGGCACAGUUAUUGAUUGUACUUAACAAAAUGAUCAACAUGAAGCUAAAGUUGUUCAUGAAUUGUAGGGGUAAACUUUCAGAAGCCCCUUUACAGAGCUUCUACCGCUUUGUUUUGGAACCAGAAGUGAUGUUAGGGGCCAAUGACAUUAAUUCUCUUGGACCAGUGGCAAAAUUCCUGGAUAUCCCUGAAUCACCCCUUCUAACCCUAAACAUGAUUACUCCAGAAGGCUGGUUGGUUGAAACAGUACACAGCAACUGUGACCUGGAUAAUAUUCAUCUAGAGGAUAUGGAGAGAGCUGUGACCGCAGAAUAUGAACUAGAGUAUCUGCUACUUGAGGGACAUUGUUUUGAUGAACUCACAGAACAACCUCCGAGAGGUCUACAGUUUACACUAGGGACAAAAAGUAAACCUGUUAUGGUUGACACGAUAGUGAUGGCCAAUCUUGGCUAUUUCCAAUUAAAAGCAAACCCAGGUGCUUGGAAACUGAAAUUACGGCAAGGAAAAUCUGAAGAUAUUUAUCAAAUUGUUGGGCAUGAAGGAACUGACUCUCAAAGAGACCAAGAAAAUGUCAUUGUUGUACUAAACAGCUUCAAAAGCAAGAUCCUGGAAGUGCAGGUGCAGAAAAAGCCAGGCAAAAGCAAGGAAGAUAUCCUUACUGAUAAAGAUGAAAAAACCAAAGGAAUGUGGAACUCCAUUAAAAGUUUCACAAUAAGGUUGCAUAAAGAAGAAAAGAAAAAGGAGGAAGAUGUUCUAAACGUUUUUUCAGUUGCUUCCGGCCAUUUAUAUGAACGCUUUUUAAGAAUUAUGAUGCUUUCUGUUUUACGAAACACCAAAACACCAGUGAAAUUCUGGUUUCUAAAAAAUUAUCUCUCACCAACAUUUAAAGAAGUCAUCCCGCACAUGGCUGAGGAAUAUGGGUUCCAGUAUGAACUCGUUCAGUAUAGGUGGCCCCGUUGGUUACAUCGACAGACUGAAAAACAAAGGAUUAUUUGGGGUUACAAAAUUCUUUUCCUCGAUGUCCUUUUUCCUCUAGCUGUGAACAAAAUAAUUUUUGUUGAUGCUGACCAGAUUGUGAGACAUGACUUAAAAGAGCUUCGAGAUUUAGAUCUGGGUGGAGCUCCUUAUGGAUAUACUCCAUUCUGUGAUAGCCGCACUGAAAUGGAUGGAUAUCGUUUUUGGAAAACAGGAUACUGGGCAUCACAUCUUUUAAGAAGGAAAUAUCACAUCAGUGCCUUAUAUGUAGUGGACCUCCAGAAGUUCAGGAAAAUUGCUGCAGGUGACAGGCUCAGGGGUCAAUACCAAGCUCUCAGUCAAGAUCCAAACAGUCUCUCAAACCUCGAUCAGGAUCUUCCCAAUAACAUGAUUUACCAAGUUGCCAUUAAAUCUCUUCCUCAAGAUUGGCUGUGGUGUGAAACCUGGUGUGAUGAUGAGUCUAAGCAGAGAGCCAAGACGAUUGAUCUGUGCAAUAACCCCAAAACAAAGGAGCCUAAACUGAAAGCUGCGGCCAGAAUUAUCCCAGAGUGGGCGGAGUAUGACACCGAGAUCCGGCAGCUCUUAGAGCUUAUUGAACACAAGAAGAAAGCAAUUUUGACACAUGAUGAACUCUAGCACCGGUAUGCAGGAGAUGAGAAUCUGUGAGAAGUCUGCCACCUGCUGGGAACGUGAGGAACUACUGCCAAGACUACUGGGGAAUGCCCUGGAGAUCCGUAAUAGAUUCAUUGUUAAAAAAAAACUGUUUUUUAAAACAAAUGUACUUAAUGUGUUGAGUAAGUUUUCGCUACAUUCAAAUAUGUUCAAUUGAUUAUUUAAAAGUAAGCUGUUCAUUUUUCCUGAUAUCUGAAAGCAUGGGGCUUCUUUCUGCCAGUUACACUUUUGACAUUGGGUUAGAUAGGCAGUAGAAAUUAGAUCUGCCUGACUGGGUCUCAUGUAAGUGUAGCAAACCAUCGGCAUCUUUGUGUGCUCCAGUUCUAUGUGCAUCUGUAUCUCUGUUUUUUAAAAAUGCAUUUAAAAUGCGAGAAGCCUAUUUUCUGUUUUCCUUCUGGGAUAAAAACGGAUUCAUGUUUAUCUAUGUUUAAUACAAAAACAAAAAAAUUAAACCUAUUUGUACGAUAACGAUUGCCUUAAAUUAGAA